CUGAACUCAGCAAUAGAUGCGUUCAAUUACUUCAGCUUUAUGUUUUAUGGGUUCUCAGCAGGACAGCGCUGUUAUUCUUCAUUUCUAACUACUGGAUAUAUCACCAUCAGCACCAAAAGUGGGACCCAUGAGCCAAGGCAGGAUCAUUAUUCUCUCAUAGAUCAGGUGCAGCUCUGACUGUGAUGGCCAUGUCAUUGCACUGCCACAGGACAGUCGCUUUGGCUGUGGCCUUCUGUUUCCUGCCUUGCAUCACUUCCUCCCUCAACCUGGAGGAUCCCAAUGUCUGCAGCCACUGGGAGAGUUACUCGGUGACAGUGCAGGAGUCAUACGCUCAUCCCUUUGAUCAGAUUUAUUACACCAGCUGCUCCGACAUCCUCAACUGGUUUAAGUGCACCAGACACAGAGUGAGCUACCGGACAGCUUAUCGGAGAGGAACGAAGACCAUGUACCGGAGAAAGUCCCAGUGCUGCCCAGGCUUCAACGAGAAUGGAGAGAUCUGUGCACCUCAUUGUGCAGAGAGCUGUGUUCACGGCCGUUGUAUGGCCCCCAACACCUGCCAGUGUGAGCCAGGCUGGGGGGGAUCCAACUGCUCCAGUGCUUGCGACAGUAACCACUGGGGUCCCCACUGCACUAACAGAUGUCAGUGCCAGAACGGCGCACUGUGCAACCCCAUCACUGGAGCCUGUAUCUGCAUUCCUGGAUACAGAGGGUGGCGCUGUGAGGCCCAGUGUGAAGUGGGCACAUAUGGAAACGGAUGCCAACAGAAAUGCCAAUGCCAGAAUGGAGCCGCCUGUCAACAUGUUACCGGAGAAUGCAAGUGCUCACCAGGAUACACUGGAGCUUUCUGUGAAGACCUGUGUCCUCCAGGCAAACAUGGGCAGCAGUGUGAGGAGAGAUGUCCGUGUCAGAAUGGAGGAGUGUGUCACCAUGUGACUGGAGAGUGCUCCUGUCCUGCAGGAUGGAUGGGUACAGUGUGUGGUCAGCCAUGUCCAGAGGGGAGAUUUGGACAGAACUGUUCCCAGGAGUGUCAGUGUCACAACAACGGCUUCUGUGUGUUGUCCACUGGACAGUGUCUCUGCAGCGCUGGGUACACAGGAGAACGGUGCCAGGAAGAGUGUCCGGUCGGUACUUACGGUGCUGGCUGUGCAAAGACGUGUCGCUGUAAGAACAACAGCAAGUGCUACCACACCAACGGGAUGUGUCUGUGUGAGCCAGGAUACACAGGGGAGACAUGUGACGUCCGACUGUGUGCUGAAGGACACUAUGGCCUCCGCUGUGAUAGGAAGUGUCCGUGUUACGCCUACAACACACGCAGCUGCCACCCAAUGUCAGGGGAGUGUACAUGUCAGCCUGGCUGGUCCGGCCUCUACUGCAAUGAGACAUGCACCCCAGGAUUUUACGGCGAGUUGUGCCAGCAGGUGUGCCAGUGCCAGAACGGAGCUGACUGCCACAGUGUGAGCGGAGAGUGUAUCUGUGCGCCAGGCUUCACGGGUCCCAAAUGUUCAGUGCCCUGCCCAGCAGGAACACAUGGAGUGGACUGCUCCUCCACCUGCAACUGUAAAAACAGAGCUCAGUGUUCACCUGUGGACGGAUCCUGCUCCUGUAAACCAGGGUGGCAUGGAGUGGACUGCUCCAUCAACUGCCCCAGUGGUACCUGGGGUCUGGGCUGUAACCUCACCUGCAUGUGUGGGAACGGAGGAGCGUGUAACGCCCUGGAUGGUCACUGUACCUGUGCUGCAGGCUGGAGAGGAGAGAGGUGUGAGCUCCACUGCCAGGAUGGCACCUAUGGUCUGGACUGUAAGGAGCGCUGUGACUGCAGUCAUGCUGAUGGGUGUCACCACUCUACUGGUCACUGCCGCUGUCUGGCUGGAUGGACAGGUAUCCACUGUGACAGUGUGUGUGCCGAGGGACGCUGGGGCCCAAACUGCUCCCUCCCCUGUAACUGUAAGAACGGAGCGUCCUGCUCUCCAGAUGAAGGGACCUGUGAGUGUGCUCCAGGAUACAGAGGCACCACCUGCCAGAGGAUCUGCUCUCCAGGUUACUUUGGUCAUCGCUGCAGUCAGACGUGUCCACAGUGUGUGCACAGUAACGGGCCGUGUCACCACAUCACAGGCCAGUGUGACUGUCUGCCAGGCUUCAGGGGGGCGCUGUGCAACGAGGUGUGUCCCAGUGGUCGCUUUGGGAAGAACUGUGCCUGGCGCUGCAGCUGCACCAACAACGGCACCUGCAACCCCAUCGAUGGCUCGUGUCAGUGUUAUCCAGGAUGGAUCGGCAGCGACUGCUCCCAGCCGUGUCCGCCUAGUCAGUGGGGACCCAACUGCAUCCACACAUGUAACUGUCACAACGGAGCCUACUGCAGUGCUUAUGAUGGAGAAUGCAAGUGCACCCCAGGAUGGACCGGCCUGUACUGCACACAACGCUGUCCAUUAGGCUUCUAUGGGAAGGACUGUUCUCAGACCUGCCCGUGUAGGAAUGGAGCUGACUGUGAUCACAUCUCUGGACAGUGCACCUGUCGCACCGGCUUCAUGGGACGCCACUGUGAACAAAAGUGUCCUCCCGGUACAUAUGGUUAUGGCUGCCGUCAGGUCUGUGACUGUCUAAAUAACUCCACGUGUGAUCACAUGACCGGAACAUGUUACUGCAGCCCAGGCUGGAAGGGAGCUCGCUGUGACCAAGCUGGUGUAGUGGUGGGCAGCCUCAACAGUCUGACCAGUGCAGCCAUGCAGGUGGACGCCUACCAGAUCGGAGUCAUCGCAGGAAUCAUCGUCCUGGUGCUGCUGGUGCUCUUCCUCCUCCUCCUUUUCAUCAUCUACAGAAAGAAGCAAAAGGGCAAAGAGCCCACCAUGACGGCUGUAACCUACACUCCUGCUAUGAGGGUCGCUGCUGAUUACACCAUUGCAGAUGCUCACCCACCAGCAUGCGAGACCCACCCCAGCAACUACUUCUCCAACCCCAGCUACCAUACUCUGACGCAGUGCAUCAGCCCCCCACAUGCUAACAACGCUCCAUAUGGACAGGCCAAGAGCAACCAGCUGUUUGUGAACUUGAAGAAUGUCGAGCAGAGAAAAAGGGCUCCUCUAGCUGGACACAGUGGCACACUGCCUGCAGACUUUAAACAACAAGACUGCUUCAAUGAACUGGGAGCCUACGGAGUUGACAGGAGAUAUAUGGGGAAAUCUUUACGAGAUCUGAAGGGCACACUCUAUCACGCCAGCUCCUGCUCCCUCAACAGUUCGGAAAACCCAUAUGCCACGAUAAAGGACCCUCCCCUACUGGCAGCCAAAAACACAGAGUGUGGCUACGUGGAAAUGAAGUCUCCCGCCAGGCGGGAUUCACCGUACGCUGAGAUCAGCAACAACAGUCCGACCCCAAACCGGAAUGUCUAUGAAGUUGAGCCGACUGUAAGUGCCAUGACUGGAGACAGCAAUGGCCACGUACAGUUUGGUCAAGAUCCGUACGAUCUACCAAAGAACAGCCACAUCCCCUGUCACUACGACCUCCUGCCAGCCAGAGAGAGCCCCACCCCAGAGCACAAGGAGCUGCACAGUGAAUGAUGGCACAGAGACUCAGUACAGAGACCAGCUCUCACCUCCAGUCUGCAGCACCAACAGGCACACUUUCACAUGCUUUCACUUGUUUUCUUGCUGUUAUACUUUGACACCAUCAUUGUAGUUGUGUAUCUUGAUGUCUUUCUGAACAAAGUGGGUAUGUAAGAGGUGGGAGGUUAGUUUUGAGGUUUAGCUGUUAUUGUUUACAACAAUUUGUAAACUGCGAUAAAGUCUUCGUAGGUCAUUCCACAUAAGGUCUAAGUAUGCUCUGAACGAAGCAGUUUGUCCCAUUCCUGCUAAAUGGUUUCUACCUGUUCCAAGUGACCACACUCUAAGUCGGUCACAGCCUCCUUCUGACUGCCUCUCUCCAACAGCUCUGGGACUUUGGCAGGUUUUGUAGUCUUGCUGUGACAAAUCAUACAAAUGACGAUAACUCUCACAUGUUGCUGAAGCAUUUGUGGUGUUGCGCUUGGUUGUACACACGGAAAGUGACCUUUCCAUACCUCCACACAAUGGCAACACCUUGCUGCCUCAAAGUGGGCGUGAUUGUUGGAUUAUUGGGAAAGUACUUUGUUUCAAGCAUACUGAAGCCUUUACAAUGUUUUCAUAUAACAUUCAAUACUCAUCAAAUCUCUAUUUUUGUAACAGUAUUAGAAAAUGGCUAAUUUGAUUGAAUUUUAGCACCUAUAUCAAAGAUUAGAUGUUUGUUAAAGAGAGUAGUAGAGUCAAAAUGCUGACAGUGUUUGAUGUUGGAAGAGUCAGUGUUGGAUCAGUAUUUAAGUUAACCAAAGGUACAAAUUCCAUGUAUAUACUAUUUUUAUCAGCGUAGUUCAAAGCUCUGCAAAUUGUUUAAUCCAAGAGGUUCCGAGCUGAGCCUCUUCUCGUUGUUACAGUAAUCGAUUUUAGGUCCUUUCCUUUUCAGUUAAACAGCACACCAUACAGAAUGAUACAUAGAAGACGAGGAUUUCAUUUGAUCUUAAACAAUAAAAAAGCUGAAUUCAUGAAUAUCACUCACCAUAUCUCUUUUGAGCAGGAAGUUCUUCCCUACAGUACUUUGCAUAAGGAACUUGUGCUCAGUGGACUACACACAAUUCUUAUUUGUCUUGAUGAUUGAUUGAUCCGUCUUGCUAAGGUCAUUGCAGUUCCUUCUGAAUGAUCAUCAGAGGUGUGGGUAGUUUUAGAUCAGCGUGUUCAUUGUGACCCUGUUUCCUUGUAUUAACAUGUGAUCUGUAUUUGGAUAUCUUGUGUGGAUCAGAUAGAUGACAGAUGAAGUUAGCCUUCAUCGGUCUCCCUCUGUCCCGGGACCCUUGCCUUGUCGCGGCCGUGCAUAGAGUAUUCCUCAUGGCUUCACUUGGUCAGGUGUUUAUCGACAGCCUACUUAAUUUACAUAUCAACAUCGAACCACAAUGUGGGCAGAAUCAACACAGAAUACUGAUAACAAGAACAUCCACAUGACUUCUAAAUUUCAAGCACCUUUUUGCUAUUCAGUAAUUGCACUGAAAGUACUUUUCUGAAAAUAAACACUUCAAAUUGGUAUUUGUAAAAUGUGUCAAUGACACUGAAUGAUGUGGUUAAUAGUACAUGUAUAAAAUGCUCAUCACAGUGUCCCCAUAUCCUGUUAUCUUUCUGAAGACAUCAUUCUGAAAAUAAUUUAAAUGCAUUAUUUUGUUGUUUAUUUGCUAUUUGUGUUAAUGUACUGAAUAACUUGAAUGGAAUGUUAUUAUAAACAGAAUUUAAAGUUCUGUGUAAAAGGGGACGGAGCAUGCAGCGUUAUGACAAUUUCCACCAGCAAAUGUAAGAAUUCAACCAAUGAGUACAUCACGUCAGUGUUGUACAGGAGGCACUUGAAAGCCUUCUCCACUGCAGUAACCCUGACCUGGGGCUUUACACCGACUAUCCUGAGCUUUGAAGAAUUCCUUUUGUUUCCACUGCGUCUUGCAUGGGGCUUCCUCUAAUUCAAACCUUUAACAACCUUGUGAAGCUUAAGUACGAGGCUCUUCUUGUAUGUCCGCUGUUUUUAACAAACUGGGACAAAGAAGUAAGAAUUGUCGCAAUAUUGUUAUUGACGUCUCUUAUUUAUGUGAAGAAGUUUAUUGCUGAUGAAGAAUCCAUGCUGUGGCGUAUGCAUAAUGUGGGCUGGCAUGAAGCUGUAAUACUCGCCUAUUAUAAGAACAAGAAUGGCCUAAAACAUGUAUAUCCAGAUACAUAACACAUCAAAACAGGAUUGUUGUGGAACUCAAAAUGCAUCAGUAUUGGUAUACAUCAGAUAAUUAGUAACGUUUCUGUUUUUAACUAGCCUAUAUACCGUACUACAAUAGGAUAAUAGAAUUCCUGAAAUUCAGUUAUGGAUUUUGGGUUAGGUGUGCCACCGCAGGAUUUUAACCCGUAUGAAAGAUUUCUUGGGGCACCACUGAAUCCAUGUCACUGCUACAGUAGGUCAGCGCAUUGAAGUACUUUGUAGUUUUUUGUUUUGCUCCCCUAUGUAACGUUGUUUUAUUAUUUGAAUGUUUCCCUGCACUGUUUAGUGUGUCUGGUCAAGAUGUUGGUUUCUCACUGCUGACUCUUACUUCUUUUAAAUGGCCAAAUACUAAUGAGGGUCAGCACGUGCAGGUUUAUUACUCUUCUUUUGGGUUGACCAGCUCCAUACAGUAAUACAAUGGUUGUUACGACACAUGUGCUUGACAAAUCAUAAUUGCCAGCACUUCUGACGUCCUUUGAAAGUUUCUGAAACUUUAGUUUCACGUUCUGAGCUCAAAUUUAGUUCCACAAGUAAGUAUUGCUCUUCCUGCUCCUUACAGACGCAGGGGUAAAAUGGUUACUGUUACUGUUACUGUUGUUGUGUUUGUCACUUGAACAAUCAUAAUAGACAGCACUGUGGACAAUCCCUGGAAGUACCUGGAACCUUGUAUCACCUCCAGAGCAAAGCCCGAACUAGUCCCCAAAGCAGGCAGAGAACAGUGAAAACAAAAGUAGAAGCAACAACAAUGGAAACACUUGACAUGUUUGUUCCUGUGCUAGUCAGGAGAUAUUUGUGAUUUUCCUCAUCAUUAGGAUUCAUGACUUCCUGUGUGACAUCCAAACAACCCAGUCAUCUGUACAAUAAGACCUAACACAGUUGCUCAUCUUUAUAACUGCAAUUUAAGGGCUUGACAUAUCUAAUGGAAAGCAAGCUUAAGCUGGACUUUAGCUCUUUGAAAGGAACAGUUCAUAUUAGUAGUCUCUAAUGAACAUCGUCGUAUAUUGCAGAAAAUAGUUGCUUUUGAAUGAUUGUAUGUUUUUUUGUCUUCCCUGUAUUCUGAAUUGCCUAAAAUAGCAAACAAUCUUAAGCUAUUCUGAGCUUAUUUGAAAUGUUUGUAAAAUAAUGUAUAUAGUUUGAUCAGUUGUGUAAAAAUAUUAACAUCACCCAUCGUCUUAUGUCCGAAGUUGAAAACAACAAAUGUAGCAUUUGGUUUAGAACUGAUACAACGAUUAUGAAAGCUGGGAAACUUGAGAGAUAUUGAAAGAUACUGCAUUUCUUUUGUAAUCUUUUUCCGUUCCAGUCUGCCGGAGUACUGUGUAUAUAAAUGACCACUGAAGAUGUUUGCUCUGAAAGGAAUGCUUGUCAUUUUAAUUAUAAUAAUCAAAUUGAUCUGUUUCUUGACUCUUAAUUGGUUCUUUCAUCCUCAAGUUCCAAAAGAAGAAUCAUUUUCACACAAGCUGCCACUGCACAAUCUUUCCCUAAUAAGGUGACAAUGAUGUAGCCUCUGCCACAAUGGGAUUCUUUUACGCUUUUUUGGGUUUUGUUUUUCAUUAUAGUUCUGUUUGUGCAAAUGCUUUGGAAUAAAAUGACAUAAUA
Cottoperca gobio is the source of this 7383-nucleotide messenger RNA. RefSeq names its product multiple EGF-like-domains 10 (gene megf10). The record is from RefSeq and is a predicted model, not a curated record. The transcript has 25 exons. The coding region runs from base 183 to 3554 and encodes 1123 amino acids. Gene Ontology annotation, molecular function: protein binding. NCBI's taxonomy places the organism in Eukaryota, Metazoa, Chordata, Actinopteri, Perciformes, Bovichtidae.